Molecule: messenger RNA, 436 nt
Organism: Rasamsonia emersonii CBS 393.64
Lineage: Eukaryota; Fungi; Ascomycota; Eurotiomycetes; Eurotiales; Trichocomaceae
Exons: 1
Molecular function (GO): DNA binding
Source: RefSeq, a predicted model, not a curated record
AGUACUACUAGAGUUUGGCCUCAGUUUAUCGGCUUCUCUCUUCGAGAAUCAACUGAAGUAGAGUCAAAUCUGAGACUAGAUCAUUUCGGUCAAGACUCGAGAGCCACGAGAGCGCGACUAUUAACGGCCGUGUCUUACCUGCGUUGUGAAUUGCUCACCGUUCUCGCAACUAACGUAAUCCACCACCGAGCUGGUCACACCACCGAGCUGGUCAGCCACAACACCAACACCGAGUUUUUGACUAUUACUACCACCACCACCCACCACCACCUAAUGGCCGAUAUAUCUAGGGAGGAACGUCUUCAAUUGGCCCUUCAGGCCUAUAAAAAGGGCCAAUUUCCAUCAAUCCAAAAGGCUGCAGAUGCAUUUGACGUGCCUAAAAGCACCUUAAUAACACGUGUCAGUGGGACUACUUCUCGCAAAGAUUCAAUCGCCA